AUGGCAAGCCGCGAAGAUGCUCCAGACAGAGAGAAUUCGUCUGGACCUCUCUCCCUUGUUCCACGGAAUCGAUCACUCUCCGCUCCUCCUCCUCGUUAUGCGCCUAAGAUCAUUCAUGAUGGCAAAGGUGGAUUCGGUGUCAUCAACGAGAAUGUAAGACCCGGUCCGAUUGCGUUGAGAGCCUUCCCGCCCCCUAACAAUGCGGCCUACGAAAAUGCUCUCAAAGGCCACGGUAUCAAGCAUAUCGACCAUGCUAAGGUCCAGGCGAAGAAUUACCCUAAGUUUGUCUCACAAACCACCAUUAGGCGGUCUGAACACAUUGUGCUCGGCGAACAGAAUAGGAAGACGGUCGUCGGCCAUGCGAAGAGCCGCAAGCCUGCACAUGAGCUGCUGCUGUCAAUUACCGAGGCCGUCGAGGAUACUUCGUCCACUUCUGACUCCAGCACUAUACUCACUCCCAGCUCAAGCACUGAGGCGAAUGAGAAGACUGAAGAGAAGGCUGGAGAGGAGGCUAAGAAUCCCAACCUACAUAUGGAGCCCCACAGUGAGGGAGAGAAGCUGGCCCGUACCAUCAACUUUCAGCGGACCCCAUGGGUUACGACAACUCCAGGAGUCAGUGGUGAGAUCUAUACAGCCGAAGAGCAGCGCAAGGACUUUGUCGACAAUGUCAACAAGUCUGGUAGCCAACUUGGGUACUGCAGUAAAUGCAUGAAGAGACACAUCCCUCCUGGACCUCCAAUUACACUUGCUGAUCGCGACACUUGCGGCGCAGAUCUCCCAGAAUGGUUCCCAAGCCAUCUAGUGGAUAAGCCUUGGGAUACAUUCACGGCAAUGAUGAAUGAGCUAAUUGAGUUGGAGGAGCUAACCGCCGACCCUAUUAAAGGGGACCCCAACAAGCCUCCGUGGGAUUUUGAGUAUCAUGAUGCCGACGAAAAAUGGGCAGCGGUGGGACGUCGAGAGGGUUGGUGGAAGUGCCGGAGCGGUCCUGAGGCGCCAAUGGUAGAGCAGACGUGCACCCUAUGCCAUAGCAUGACGAGAGAAAAGGUUCCCACUGCUGGCGAGACACGCAAGGCGCUUGAGGAUCGAAAGAAGUUUCUUCAGGACUUCAUCGAUUCACAGUCCCGGGCCGUUGGAGAGAGGGAUAAGGAGAUCGCUCUGGAGCUCAUGCGCACUCGCGGAUUCUCCUAUUUUAGACGACUUGAGCCGACUGAUGGUGAAGUCCCUCCAGACGACUCGGAUUCGGGCAAGUCUAUCGUUUGUAGCGAGUCCUCUUCCAUCAGUACCUUCUUCCUCUGA
Amorphotheca resinae ATCC 22711 is the source of this 1296-nucleotide messenger RNA. RefSeq lists its product as hypothetical. The transcript is spliced from 2 exons. The record is from RefSeq and is a predicted model, not a curated record. The coding region runs from base 1 to 1296 and encodes 431 amino acids. NCBI's taxonomy places the organism in Eukaryota, Fungi, Ascomycota, Leotiomycetes, Helotiales, Amorphothecaceae.